Molecule: messenger RNA, 1680 nt
Organism: Naegleria fowleri
Lineage: Eukaryota; Heterolobosea; Eutetramitea; Acrasida; Naegleriidae
Exons: 1
Coding region: 1-1680 (559 amino acids)
Source: RefSeq, a predicted model, not a curated record
AUGGCAUCUUCAUCCUCCAACAACAACAACACAAUAGCCGUUCCGAUGGCCUCUCAAAUGGAUACCUACAGCAGCGGUGAUGAUAAUGAUGAAUAUUCCCGAACGAAACACAUUCCUUCUCGACUCAUGUUGAAAAAGAAUUUAAAUAAUAAUAAUAACAUGAACCAUGCUUUGUCGUCAUCAAUGAUCAACAAUCCAAUACAACAACAACAUGAGGAACAACUCAUGGAAUCCGAGGAAUGUUUUGCAUUGCCUUAUUUUGAAACAGAAAAUCCAUUGAAAAAUCGAAUUGGACAAAUAACCAUGUCAGAUAUAUCACCAAGAGGACACGAAGUGUCACCUGUGGAUACGAAGAAGAUGGAACGAAGAAGAAGUUUGCAAUUGAAAAUUAAAAAACCAACAAGUGUUGCUUUAGGACAUCCAGAAGUGGCAAUUAUGUCAAAUGUCAAUAAUAGUGCCACACUUUCAUCUCAACAUCAACUCACUACGAAAAAUUCAUACGAUUCAGUUGUUGAUUUAAGUGAAUCUGCUCAGUCACAAAAAAUUAAGCCACCUCUCCAAAUAGCUGCCAUACCAAAACUCAAUCUAGGAAAGGUUGAAAAUUUCAAAGAUGAUGAUUACACCAGCAGUGGAAGCACCAAUGAAGACACCUCGUCAUUGUCAGAUAGAGAUUCAGUAACAGAGGCCUCCUCAGUACUUUCGAAAAAUCAUUCCACAGAUGCCUCUUCAACUUCCAUCAUGACAAAUUCCACAUUGACGCCAAAAGUCGACAAUUCCAAUAAUGGAACUUCACAUCAGAAAAUUCAUCCAAUCAACAAUUCUUCGUCAACAACUAGUGUGAUUCGAAAAUAUAAAAGACCUCACACCUCAAGAGAAAGUAGAAGUGAGUUGCAAUAUAUUGUGGCAAGCAGCAAUGCAGAAUUUGGAGGUGAAACAAAGAGCAAACAAAUUGCAAAAUUAUUGCUUUCUCAAAAUAAGGGGUGUGGCACACAACAAACAACUUCGACGACACCGGAGCAGAAUGGAAAUGUUGUGACAUCUUCAAUCCCCUCCUCCACAUCCACAAAUACCACCACUCGGCCGAACGUCUUCAAUUCUGGAAACAACUCCCCAUCCAAAGUUCAAAUACAGAGAAACUUAAAGAGACAUUCAGUGGCACGAGAAUUUCACAAUUUACAAGAAUACUUGCAAAGCCGAAUUAAGGAGCAACAACAAUUAAUGUCCCCUCCUUCGCCUACCUUUAAACCUCAACAACAUGAUUUUUCAAAACCUCCAUCCAUUGCUACACCUCGAUCAAGUGCUCUCGAGAGUAAACUAUUGACCAUGGCCAAUAAUUUAAAGAGGACAAGUCAAGUAUUGGAGUUAAAUGAACAGCUCUUGAAAGAGGAAAAAAGAAAAAGUGCUCAAGCAUGGACAUUGUUGUCGACUCUUGAAGAUGAUCACAGCAUGUCACAACUGAAAUAUGAAGAGUUGAAAUUCCACUACGAAGUGAAAUGUGAAGAGCUCAAAUAUGCAAAGAAGCACAUGGAAGAAAUGGAGGCACAAAUUAAAAAGUUAGAAGGUAAUUACAACUUUUUGGAUCAAGAGAAAAUCAGAUUGCAACGAGAAGUGCAAGAGCUGAAGCGAGCACUCGAAAUGAAGGAGCAAGAAGGUCAACAAAGGUGCUGCUGCAUCAUGUAG